Molecule: messenger RNA, 777 nt
Organism: Scomber japonicus (chub mackerel)
Lineage: Eukaryota; Metazoa; Chordata; Actinopteri; Scombriformes; Scombridae
Exons: 2
Coding region: 1-777 (258 amino acids)
Source: RefSeq, a predicted model, not a curated record
AUGGAGAAACUGACGAGGUGUUUCAUGUCGGUGCUGCUGCUGUCUGCGGUGCUGAGCUCUGGUUUAACUGAAGAGAAGUUUUUCGGUGAAGGAGAUACACUGGAGAUGAGGCCUAAAUUCUCCGGUGAGAUCAACACUGUCACAUGGAAACUAAACAACGAGCUGGUGGCAGAAUGGUUGAAAACGAUAAAUGAUCCAAUGUACUACAACACGUUUGAAGGCCGAACAACCCUGGACAAAGAAACUGGAAUACUGAAGAUCACAAACAUGAGUCCAGCAGACAGUGGGGUGUAUUCAGUGGAAAUCAACAACAAGGUCCUGCCUGAGAGAUAUAAUGUAAAAGUGAUCAAGGAGGUGCCUCAGCCUGUUGUGGAGUUAAACCUACUGUCAUGUUCUGAUGCAUCAGACAGCUGCAUUCUGAGCUGUGAUGGAAAGUCUGACGAAGCUGUAGCUUUGACUGAAGCUGAACCCGUCACCUACAGCUGGAAGAUGGGAGAAGGAGAGUGGAUGGAUGGGGAGAAGAGCAGGAACAUCACCAACGAUAUGGAGACACAACGUGUGGAAACAUUCUCCUGUCGGAUGAAGAACCCAAUCAGUGAGAAACAAAGUGACCCCAUACCCAACCCUUUCUACAGAGAAGAUCUUCCAGAACAUCUUUUCUACGAAUUCAUAGCGCCACCUACUGGACACAGGAAGUCAGCCUUUAAUGUAGACAAAGCAUCGGACAUUGUGAUCAUGAGCAACAAUGAGGCAGCUGACAACAUGACUUAUGAUUAG